Molecule: messenger RNA, 963 nt
Organism: Caenorhabditis briggsae
Lineage: Eukaryota; Metazoa; Nematoda; Chromadorea; Rhabditida; Rhabditidae
Gene: Cbr-srd-30
Product: Protein CBR-SRD-30
Exons: 3
Coding region: 1-963 (320 amino acids)
Source: RefSeq, a predicted model, not a curated record
AUGUCGUAUCAGGUGAUACAUACGAUUUUCUCGUCGUUGGGUGUUGUAUUCAAUGCCUUUAUGAUGUUCCUGGCGUUGACCAAGUCGCCACCAAUCAUGCGGUUGUGUUCGGUGGUAAUCACAAUCAAAACUACUACGGAUAUCAUGACAUCGUUGAUUAAUGCUUUUGUAAUGAUGAGAAUCGUCACCGAUGGUAUCCAUGUCUUCCUGAUCCCUUCGGGUCCUUGCACCUACUUUGGUCCUGUUGCUUGUUAUGCUGGCCACAUGUUCAUGACUUGCUUCCUGGAACACAACCUCAUCUGGAUGAUUUGCUCCUACAUCUUCCGUUAUUACAUCCUUUAUGUCCGUGAUCCAAAAGCCAGAACUCUAUUCCUUACUGCUUUCUGUCUCUCUAUUCCUUCUUUCUUCCAUAUGACUACCUGGAUCAGUUUCUUCAACCUGAAAACCAAUACGAUUGCUCCGGAAGAAUUGGGAUUGGAUGAAGCUCCUAACAUUAUUUUAACAGGAUCUCUGAUCUAUUAUUCUACCAUAACAGUGUUUGUUCAAUUGGCAAUUACUGCAUUCUUGGUGCUCUUGACCUACAUUUGGCUCCGAGAUGUUUUAUUAAACUAUUCCCUCCGGAUGGGGGCGGUCACAAGCGAUACAAAGAAAUUGAAUCGGGUUCUUGUGAAGAUAAUCACCUUUCAAGUAUUCCUCCCAAUUUUCAUCUUCACGGGGGUCACAAUUUUCGCCCUACAGUAUUCUGGAUGGGUGCAACAAGAGUAUUUGGAUUAUAUGAUUUCUUUGGUUUUCAUGUGCUCUCCAAUCCUGUCUCCAUUUUCUUACAUGCUCUUUGUGCCACAUUAUCGAAAUUUCUUUGCUAUUAAAAGAGAAAGAACUGAUUCGCUGGCACUGGAACAUCGAAGAGAUAGCAGCAUGAAAAGAACUGUUGUUUCGAUCACAACAGGAACUUUUGCUAAUUAA